Molecule: messenger RNA, 4129 nt
Organism: Onychostoma macrolepis
Lineage: Eukaryota; Metazoa; Chordata; Actinopteri; Cypriniformes; Cyprinidae
Gene: pfkfb1
Product: 6-phosphofructo-2-kinase/fructose-2,6-biphosphatase 1
Exons: 14
Coding region: 17-1513 (498 amino acids)
Biological process (GO): fructose metabolic process; fructose 2,6-bisphosphate metabolic process
Cellular component (GO): 6-phosphofructo-2-kinase/fructose-2,6-biphosphatase complex; cytosol
Molecular function (GO): 6-phosphofructo-2-kinase activity; ATP binding; fructose-2,6-bisphosphate 2-phosphatase activity
Source: RefSeq, a predicted model, not a curated record
CUCUGAACUGACUCGUAUGCGCAAAAGAACCAUAACAAAAAAGCAUGAAGCGCGCACGGAGGCCACUGAAUUGAGCGAGUGUUUACGCGUUCAUUUAGUCUAUAAACUGAUGCGCCGCGAAAGCCAGCGAAUUCAUGACCAGGCGAUAAGGAGGACGAAGAUGAGGAGAAAAAUGUCUACGGUACAACCCACCUCACGACCCCAGUUUACAAACUGUCCCACAAUGAUUGUGAUGGUUGGUCUGCCAGCCAGGGGAAAGACCUACAUCUCCAAAAAGUUAACCCGAUACCUAAAUUGGAUUGGAGUCCCAACUCAAGUCUUUAAUUUGGGUCAGUAUCGAAGGGAAGUUGUGCAGACAUACAAGAACUAUGAAUUCUUUCGUCCAGACAAUGAAGAGGCCAUGAAAAUCCGCAGAGCCUGUGCCUCAAAUGCCCUUAAGGACAUCGCCAAUUACUUCACUAAGGAGCAGGGACAAGUUGCAGUGUUUGAUGCCACCAAUACUACAAGAGAGAGAAGAGGAGUCAUCAUCAGUUUUGCCAAGGAGAAGGGCUAUAAGGUGUUUUUCAUUGAGUCUGUUUGUGACGAUCCAGAAAUUAUUGAGGAAAAUAUAAUGCAAGUAAAACUGAGCAGCCCAGAUUAUGAAAACUACGACAAAGAGGAAGCGCUGGUGGACUUUCUGAAGCGUAUUGAUUGUUAUAAAAUGUCCUAUGUCCCCCUGGACGAGGAAAAGGACAGACACCUCUCCUUCAUUAAGAUCUUUAACGUGGGAUCCAGGUACCUCGUCAACCGCGUCCAGGAUCACAUUCAGAGUCGUAUAGUGUAUUACCUCAUGAACAUCCACGUCACACCACGAUCCAUCUAUCUGAGCCGCCAUGGAGAAAGUGAGCUCAACCUGCUUGGAAGAAUCGGUGGAGACACAGGCCUCUCUUCACAGGGCCAAAAGUAUGCUAAGGCCCUUGCAGAGUUCAUCAGGGGUCAGUCCAUCAAGGACCUGAAGGUGUGGACCAGCCACAUGAAGAGGACCAUACAGACCGCAGAGGCACUGGGCGUCCCAUAUGAACAGUGGAAGGCGUUGAAUGAAAUCGAUGCAGGUGUAUGUGAGGAGUUGACAUACGAGGAGAUUCAGGCAACCCAUCCAGAAGAGUUUGCUUUAAGAGACCAGGACAAGUACCGCUACCGAUAUCCAAAGGGUGAAUCGUAUGAAGACCUGGUGCACCGUCUAGAGCCAGUCAUAAUGGAGCUUGAGAGACAAGAGAAUGUGCUGGUCAUUUGCCACCAGGCAGUCAUGCGUUGUCUACUGGCCUACUUUCUGGACAAAACUGCAGAUGAUCUACCAUAUCUAAAGUGUCCUUUGCAUACUGUUCUCAAACUAACUCCGUUAGCUUACGGAUGCAAAGUGGAGUCCUUCUAUUUAAACAUCCAAGCAGUGAACACACACAGGGACAGACCCACAAAUGUGAAUGUCGCAAGAAAGCCAGAAGAAGCACUACAGACUGUACCUGAACAUCUAUAAUCAUAAAAAAAAUAUAAAAAUUAGCCAUUUUUGCACAAUUAAUCUACACAUAGAUUGUGUAAAUGGAUAACAAGGUGGGAGGAAGGAAUUUAAAAGGACAUAAGCGUUUGUUUCCAUUUAAGAUUAUCAAGGCCUGCAAACACAAAAGUGGGAUCCAAAAGUCUGAGACCACAUGUUUUUUUUUUUUUUUCCUUCUCAAAAAAUGUAAAACAAACAAAUAAGACAUUCUGAAGUGACUUUUAAUUUUUAUUUCAAAUUCAACUCUUCAUUCAAAAUUUGUGGUUAAUAUGAAUUUUCCCUACAAAUUAUAUUCAUUUUGUAUUAAAUUGGAAAACUCAGAACAGAUUUAUUUUUUUUGGUUUGCAUUUUCAAUAGGGCUCUCAGGCUUCUGAAUUGUACUUUAGUUUUUCAAACUAAACUGUGAAAAUCAAAUAUGUUUGUACUUUGUUGAUGAGAUGGUUGCAUUGGCCUAAUGUUUUUAGUUGAAAUGGAUAUUGCAAUUUUUACCUUUUACUAGUUUAAAAUGUUUAGUUAGAACAGGUAAAAUCCCCAUUGUGUUCAAGUGAAUAGUCUUUAUUUUAUUAAUUUUAAUAUUGUGUUCAAAGAUAAUACCCUUUUAUGUGUUCAUAAAGUACAGUAAUCAGAAGACAAUUCAGUUAGUUAACAGCACCAUGGACAGCAACCAAACAAAUAAAUUUAUAUUAGUCGUCACAGUAUCACACAAGAGCAUUCUCAAGCCACUUUACUCCUCACAAUUCAUUAUUAGUAUGUUCACGAGCGCCUGUCCAAAAACCUAACUGAGAUUUCCAGAGUAAACAUUCAGUAUCCAAGUACUUCAAAUAUGGUGACAGUAAUGCGGUUUUAGAACAAUUUUGUAGCGACUGAAAGGCUUCUGGCAACAAUCUUCGGAAUUGUAGGCAUUCACGGGUUAAUGUUUUUUUUUCGUGCCCCCCAAAACCGUGGCGAGGCUCUGCGAAAUUACCAGUAUGCACACGUGAAAAGAGCUCCCCUUGAAACCCACAAAUACCUGCGCAUGAUUGAAACUCAUUUGUCAUAACCAAGUUAUUUUUCCAGUCUAAAUGAGCAUCCAUCUCUCUUAUGGCAUUAUCGUGGCUUCAGUAUCAUUUUUAGGAUCAGUUUGGAAGGGAGGGGGAAAUACUGCCCCUUUUAUAAACAACUUUGUGCCGUAAAAUGUGAAGUUAGAGGAAGACCUUACGCACUCGCCUUACGGGCAUAACAGUGGUUUUGGCUUUCCCACACAAUCUGAAAGCAUGGAUGUUAAACUGGAUUUGACUAUCCACGCUGUCGUUUUCAUCCUACUUACUGUUGUUCCUUUUGGAUGUGCGCAUUUCGACGCGCAGUCGGUCCCUCUGCAGGUAUGUGUAAUUGGUAAUAGCAUUAUUACUCAUAAUUUUACACUUAAACAUUAUUUGCCCGAUUGUUCUGUGAUUUAUUUUCCUUUGAUAAGUCAAAUGUGAAGUUUGUCUUGAGUGAAAGAUGCUAUUUUGCGCGACACAAACACUAAAUCGCCUCAACACAUUACGCGCGAAAACGCACAGUCUGAAGAAUCGCACAACAUUUAAGAAUUUCUGUACCAGUGGAAUGUUAUUUCAUUCUUAGAAUUUUGUAUGGUUUAUCUAUGGAACCUUUUUGUAUUGUAUUUGGAUGCCUUAGGAAACGGAAGGGAGGUAAAUAACAAUCUGUUUACAAUCCUUUUGGUAAUCGUAAUAGUUAGCAACAUUGUGUGUUCUUAAAGAUGUAGUUUUUAUUGUGCUUUACACUGGAAUCUUAAAAAGUUGUAAUAAAGAUUCCAACUAGGUUCCAAAUUAUGUGUGAAAUUCAAAUUGUUAUUCUGUACUAAUUUCUUAUUGCAUUCCUUCUGGGCUUUUGAGUCAAAUAAGGAAAACAUUCAAGUGAUGUCAUUUUUAGAUUACUGUAUUCACAUAUUAUGCCCAUUAACAGACUUGCAUGUCAUAAUUAUUUAGCAGCUGUUUUAUUAUCUCACAAAAUUAGUUUUAAUAAACCUGUCACAGCAGGUUCGUUUCAACAGUGUACUGGAAAGUUAUAGUAGCAAAGACACAUUUUUCCAUAUUUAGCUUUUCGUUUGUGUUUACAGCAAUCUCCUGGAGAUGUGGUAAUAUAUUGGCACAGCAGUGAAUUAUGUGUAAAUCCUCCAGUGGCCUUGUGUACAGUACUGACAUUUAGUUCCAUUUCCACCCCUUUCAUGAAUAACUUUGUUUCAGUCUAUUUCAAAGUAAGAUCAAGACCAAACCACUGGCAUUUGAGAAUACUGGGAGUAUUUCAAACUAUUUUUACUUCAAAUGUAAUUUGUGGUUGGUAAAAUAUUAGUUAAUUAACUUUAUAUGAACAACACAAAGUUUGUAUGCAUAUUUAAAGGUGAAUGGCACUAAGGAAUGAGGUUUGUUUUGUGAUGCAUAUAUUUAUAACACCACCUUUUGUAGAUAAUUUUGUGACAUACUUUUACUGAAUGUAAUGUAAAAGUUCCUUACACACUCUGGAUGGGAGAUAUCAAGAAAAUAACUGUAGGCCUCACAUAUUUUAUACUUUUUAGAGACUGAGACGUCAGACCUCAACAGCAAAACCAGCAGUAAGUAU